This is a messenger RNA of Cannabis sativa, 1322 nucleotides long. Its product is annotated as alpha-soluble NSF attachment protein. Gene Ontology annotation, biological process: SNARE complex disassembly; intracellular protein transport. The transcript has 9 exons. Gene Ontology annotation, cellular component: SNARE complex; vacuolar membrane. The record is from RefSeq and is a predicted model, not a curated record. Lineage: Eukaryota; Viridiplantae; Streptophyta; Magnoliopsida; Rosales; Cannabaceae. Gene Ontology annotation, molecular function: soluble NSF attachment protein activity; syntaxin binding. The coding region runs from base 200 to 1072 and encodes 290 amino acids.
AACCCAAUAAAAAAAAUGAUAUUUUUCUUUAACCCAAUAAAUUUUCUAAAAAGCCCUUUUUCUUUUUGUUUUUGCAUGUAGAGGAAAAUCAUCGAAAGCCAUACUGAAAAGAUCUUUAGUUCUUUACUUUCUUUCUUUCUUUCUUUGGUUCUUCUUUUCCGUUUGUCUGAAUUUUCUAUUAUCUUCUAGCUUUGCAAAAAUGGCAGAUCACAUAGCCAAAGGAGACGAAUUUCUCAAGAAAGCCCAGAAGAAGAUCAACGCCUGGGGUUUAUUCGCCUCAUCCAAGUACGAAGACGCUGCCGAACUCUACGCUAAAUCAGCUAAUCACUUCAAGCUCGCCAAGUCUUGGGAUAGAGCUGGUUCAGUAUUUAUCAAAUUGUCUGAUUGUUAUUUGAAGGUAGAUAGCAAACAUGAGGCUGCCAAUGCUUUUAUAGAGGCUUCAAAAUGCUAUAAGAAGACUUCAACUACAGCUGCUAUCUCAUGCUUGGAUAAAGCAAUAAACAUUUUCAUGGACAAUGGCAAAGAUAGUAUGGCUGCUAGAUAUUGCAAGGAGAUUGGUGAGAUGUAUGAGCUUGAGAAAGACAAUGAAAAGGCAAUGUUAUAUUUUGAACGAGCUGCCGAAUUUUUCGAAAUGGGAGGAGGAGCAACUACUGCAAACCAAUGCAAGUUGAAAGUUGCACAGUUUUCUGCACAAGUUGAACAGUAUCCGAAGGCAAUCCAGAUAUAUGAAGAGGUAGCUAAAACAUCACUUAACAAUAACUUGCUGAAGUAUGGUGUUAGAGGACAUCUUCUUAAUGCAGGACUUUGCCAGCUAUGUAAAGGGGACAUUGUUGCCAUAACAAACGCAUUGGAGCGAUAUCAGGAUUUGGAUCUCACUUUCUCUAGAACUCGGGAGUACAAACUCUUAGCUGAUUUAGCUUCUGCAAUUGAUGAGGAAAAUGUUGAAAAUUUCACUGCAGCUGUCAAGGAAUUUGAUAGCAUUACUCCACUGGAUCCGUGGAAGACUACGCUUCUGCUGAGGGUAAAGGAAGCUCUCAAAGCCAAAGAAAUGGAAGAAGAUGACUUGGUCUGAAUUAGAAUUAGUCUCACAUAGAUUGGGAAAUGAUGCUCAACGGUUUGUACAUACUAAUAGUAAAAAAUGUUAAGUAGUAGCCAUUUAGUUCAUUGAUGCCCCUAUUGGUUAUUCUUUUGAUAAACAUCACACUAUUAUUAACUUGGUAUUAUAUGCUAAUGCUUUAUACAUCUGCAAUGUUUCAUAACCUUGAAAUGAUUAUUGUGUGUAAAGCUUUGGUUUUGAAUGUGAAUAAAAGGGUUCUUUGGUA